Molecule: messenger RNA, 570 nt
Organism: Schizophyllum commune H4-8
Lineage: Eukaryota; Fungi; Basidiomycota; Agaricomycetes; Agaricales; Schizophyllaceae
Exons: 1
Coding region: 26-379 (117 amino acids)
Source: RefSeq, a predicted model, not a curated record
GCGUCUCCAAACAGAGACCCCAUAGAUGCCUUACGGACUUUCAAAUCAGAAGGUCCGCGGACCGCGUACACGAGGUGACCGGAUGACCCGCGGCCACGACCUUAGCGAGGACCGCAGACAAAGGACGAAGUCGCCAGCCUGGGAAAACUCGCGGUCUACAGGAGGCAGUCGCGCGCCCGCUGGAGAUUGCGGUCGUAGUCCUCGUCACGAGACGCCACCAAGAUCAGGCGGCAGGCGACGGUCUAAAGGUCGACCAUCAAGUAGGUUUCACGAAGGCUCGGGGAGACGAUGUAUGUGUCGUCAAGUCCCAACUCUAUGGAGGGUGGACGGCGAUGAACUCGGUCAUAUCCUAAAAGAACGGGUCAUGAGCACAACGUGAAGUUAAUAGAGGAGGACGGAACAGACGUGCGAGGCGACGGAGACGGAUGUCCAGUAUGCGCUGCGUCAUACACCAGGGGUAGCGUCGAUCGCCGACCAUGGCAUGCACGUUCUCAAGGAGGUCCUACGUAGCAGUGAAAAAAUAUAUCAGUAUACUUCGUCCACACAUACCUGACGCAACCUCUGCGAACA